UCCUUUAUUACACAUUUACACUCAACGAUAUUGCGACGACCAAAAUAUCAAUUUAACACCUUUUUUUUUUUUUUUUUUCGGUACCAAUUUUUGAUUCAUUACCAAUUUUUUAUUUUUUAGAGAAUACAAGGACAACAAAGAGAAGCAGAAGAAUAAAAUCUAAAGCAUACAACAUUACAAAAGAACACCGCAAAACUAGAUAAGACAAAGGAUGGUGCAAUCGUUGGAGGAGGAGGAAUCUCAAUUCAAUCGGUUUUGCCGUGAGUUUUCUGCACCCGAGAGACAGCCCUCAAAUACUCUGACGAUGCAGGCCUACAGCUUUUCCGAACGCAAAGAUCAUCUUUCACUUGCACGGACAAGCCAAAUUGGAAGAAUUCACACCAACAAGAGCCCCCUACUCAGAGAAACACACUUCCAAAUUGUAAAUCACUGGCAGUAAAGAAACUCUGAACUGCAAAAGUAGAACCUUGAUCGAGGGAGAACCAGCUUCGUUACAGCCUAUGCGCUGAUAACUUUAAACCUACAUCAGACCCGCCACAACGAUUAGACAGCCGCAGCUUCGCUGGAAAAGAUCUAAGCCAUCGCCAUUGGUCUCAGAACGAAGAAAACGUCCGAGUUACAUCGGACCCGCCACAACGGUGACAUCGCAGCUUCGCCGGAAAACAAGGCACCGCCAGCCGCACCACCAGCCGACGUGGUUAACCGCUGGACCACCGGAACACUCUUGCGUUGAGCGAAGGGAGAAACAACACCUGGACAGAGAAACGAAGACCACCACUAGAAAAGCACUGCCUAGGAACAGGAACAAAAAUCGAAGUCGGAGAAGAGGCGAAUGCAAAUUCACCAACGCCGGCAGAUCUCUGAACUCCACCAGCUACGAUCAGAGGAGAUCCAUCUCCGAGCAAAAAACAGAGAGGAUCUAACUGCCACGAACCAAACCGAGCAACACACCCGACACAAGCUUGACCAUCGGGAAGAGCCUUCACUCAGACGUAAUCGCAGUCUUCAAACAAUCAGAGGAAUGAGGAAAGCCGCCGCCGGUUUGACCUCAGAUCUAGCCUCCGACCCGAAGAAAAUAGUUCAGAUCCACCGCAAGUACUAAGGGAAAAUUGCUGGAGAUGAUAAGAGCCAAACAAAGCAGACAACGGGAGCCCUCUCAUGGCACCGGCUAGGAGCACCGGUGACCGGAGAGGCAAACGAGAAUCAGAUCUAGGGUUCCUGCAAGUCUCCUUCGACUUGAGAGAAAAAAGAGGUAAUUACGGAGGUCACUUGAAAUGUGAUGCUUGUGACGAUCAGUCGUAUAGCAGUGGCAUCCACUGCUCUGACUGCGAGUUUACUGUUCACGACAAAUGUGUCUUUGUGUUCAGUACACCGGAGACAUUUGACAACCGUUCUCAUGCUGGACAUUGCCUUAAGCUUCUCACAACAGGAGCUCCUGAUCACACCGAUCCCAAAUGUCACAUAUGCGGUAAAAACACUAAGCGUCUCCUUUAUCAUUGUUCCAUAUGUAAACUCAGUUUGGACAUUGAUUGCAUGGUUGAUGACAUGUGUGCCCGAGCACAUCUGAACCUACCGUGGCACCCUCAUCCUAUACUCAUGCUUGACUUUAAUUGUAAGAUGCUAUGCAAAGUUUGUGGUCAUGCAGAUGGAUAUGGCUACUUUUGCCCCAGUUGUAAGUUGAUGGUUCAUGAUAAAUGCGUCUCCGUGUUUGACUCGCCAGAGAUCACUCAUCCUUUUCAUGCUAGACACUCUCUUAAGCUUCUCACAGAAGGAGCGCCGGACUACACAGAUGCAGAAUGUCAUGUGUGUGGAAGAGAUACUGAAAACUUUCUUUAUCAUUGUGAUAUUUGUAAGUUCAACUUGGAUAUGGUUUGUGUUGUUGAGUACCACCAGCGACAUACAGUCACACCGGUUGUUCUUUCGAAUCUGAAGGUUCAUGCGCAUACACUCACACUCAUCCCAAGAUUGAUCUACUUCGUUUGUGAUGUUUGUGGGACGGAAGGAGACCGUUCUCCUUAUGUUUCUCUUGAAUCUGAUCUCAUGUUCUUCCAUCAAGAUUGUGCUUCUUCUCCACGUGUUAUUCACGUCAAUCGACACGAGCACCGAGUUUCUUACACGUAUCCUCUUGGUCCUGGAGAGUGGAACUGUGAAAUUUGUUUGGAAGAGAUUGAUUGGUCAUAUGGGGCUUAUACAUGUUCCCUUUGUCCUAAUUAUGCUCUUCAUUCAAGAUGUGCAACAAGGAACGACGUGUGGGAUAGGGAAGAGCUCGAUGGAGUACGUGAAGAAGUUGAAGAUUCUGAGCCAUUCAAGAUGAAUAAUGACAACACAAUCACUCAUUUCACUCAUGAACACAACAUGAGUCUCAACAGAGACGGUAUUGCUUUGGUGGAAAGCAUAUUGUGCGAAGCAUGUGUUUGUCCCAUCUCUUCUAACACAUUCUACAGCUGUUUAGAUUGCAGUUUCAUUCUCCACGAAACGUGCGCCAAUUUUCCAAAGACGAAGCGGCAUUUUCUUAGCCCAAGACCUCUCACUCUUCAUCUCAAUAGAGAUAACACCGAAACAACAUGCAUGGCUUGUCUCCAGCUUUGUUGCAAAGGAUUCAUGUAUACUGAUGGUGGUGAGAGCUUUGAUUUACUGUGCUGUUCUAUUACAGUGCCUUUUAUCCAUGGGAGUCAUCCCCAUCCUUUACUAUACCUGGACGUAGGUGAAUAUGAUGAUGACAUGAAGACAUGCCAUAAUUGUAGCAACAUGAUAAGAGAGUUUGCUCUAGGUUGUAUCAAAUGCGAUUACUUUUUGGAUUUUCGUUGCGCCACUCUACCAUCAAAGGUAGGACUUCCCAAGUAUGAUGAUCAUCCACUCACUCUUUGUUAUGGUGAAAAAGCAAGCGGCAAGUAUUGGUGUGAUAUUUGCGAAAGAGAAACAAAUCCAGAGACUUGGUUCUACACUUGUAACGGUUGCGUAGUCACUUUGCAUAUUUUCUGUGUACUUGGGAAUGUCAGGUACGCCAAACCAGGAGGAAAGAUCGAAAAAAACAUUGCAUUGGUGUUUAACAAGAGAUCCACAAGACCAAUUUGCAACAACUGUCAUUGUCGUUGCGUGGCUCCAUUCUUUAUUAUUAAGGAGAGCGUAUUGUUUUGUUCUUACUAUUGCUUGCUACGUACUCAAUUGAGAGCAUCCUACAUUAGUCAGAUUGUAAGAUGUCCUCCAUGGGUAGAUAGAUUUGGUGAAGAGACAGAUCCUGUAAGCUGAAAGCUGGAAGGGUCUUGCUAAUUUGGCAAAAUAAGUGGAUUAAAACACUUUGACUUUGUUUCUUAA
Camelina sativa (false flax) is the source of this 3315-nucleotide messenger RNA. RefSeq lists its product as uncharacterized. The record is from RefSeq and is a predicted model, not a curated record. NCBI's taxonomy places the organism in Eukaryota, Viridiplantae, Streptophyta, Magnoliopsida, Brassicales, Brassicaceae.